This is a messenger RNA of Zonotrichia leucophrys gambelii, 2393 nucleotides long. It is a transcript of the gene DCTN4, whose product is annotated as dynactin subunit 4. The transcript has 14 exons. The record is from RefSeq and is a predicted model, not a curated record. Gene Ontology annotation, cellular component: dynactin complex. The coding region runs from base 50 to 1453 and encodes 467 amino acids. NCBI's taxonomy places the organism in Eukaryota, Metazoa, Chordata, Aves, Passeriformes, Passerellidae.
GGCGUGGUGACGUCAGGCGGCGGCGCGGCGGAGCCCGCCCCCUCCCAAGAUGGCGUCGCUGCUGCAAUCGGAGCGGGUGCUGUACCUGGUGCGCGGCGAGAAGGAGCUGCGGGCGCCGCUGCCGCAGCUGUACUUCUGCCGCUACUGCAGCGAGCUCCGCUCGCUAGAGUGCGUCUCGCACGAGGUUGACUCUCACUACUGCCCCAGCUGCCUGGAAAACAUGCCUUCAGCUGAAGCCAAGCUGAAAAAGAACAGGUGUGCCAACUGCUUUGACUGCCCGUGCUGCAUGCACACCCUCUCCACACGGGCCACGAGCAUCCCUGCGCCGCUGCCCGACGACCCGGCCAAGACCACCAUGAAGAAAGCCUAUUACCUGGCCUGUGGCUUCUGCCGCUGGACUUCCCGGGAUGUGGGCAUGGCAGACAAGUCUGUUGCGAGUGGGGGCUGGCAGGAGCCGGAGAAUCCUCACACACAGAGGAUUAACAAGCUGGUUGAGUACUACCAGCAGCUGGCUCAGAAGGAGAAGAUCGAGCGGGACAGGAAGAAGCUGGUGCGACGCCGCAACUACGUCCCACUGGCCUUCUCGCAACACACUAUACAUGUAGUGGACAAAUACAGCCUUGGGACGAGGCUGCAGCGCCAGAGGCCCGGAGCUCCCAUCAGUGCCCUCGCUGGACUCUCCCUGAAAGAAGGAGAAGACCACAAGGAGAUCAAGAUCGAGCCAGCUGAUGCAGUGGAAGAAGUGGAGCCUCUUCCUGAAGAUUACUACACAAGACCAAUCAAUCUGACAGAAGUGACGACUCUGCGGCAGCGCCUGCUGCAGCCUGACUUCCAGCCCAUCUGCGCUUCCCAGCUCUACCCCCGCCACAAGCACCUGCUGAUCAAACGCUCGCUGCGCUGCCGGAAAUGUGAGCAUAACCUGAGCAAACCAGAAUUCAAUCCAACCUCUAUCAAAUUCAAGAUCCAGCUGGUUGCUGUUAACUACAUCCCUGAAGUGAGAAUCAUGUCUAUUCCCAACCUGCGCUACAUGAAGGAGAGCCAAGUCCUUCUGACUCUGACUAACCCCGUGGAGAACGUCACACAUGUCACAUUGCUGGAGUGUGAGGAGGGAGACCCUGAUAACAUCAACAGCACUGCCAAGGUGGCAGUUCCUCCCAAGGAGCUUAUUCUGGCUGGCAAAGAUGCUGCAGCAGAAUAUGAUGAGCUGGCAGAGCCUCAAGACUUCCAGGAUGAUCCUGACAUUAUUGCCUUUAGAAAAGCCAAUAAGGUGGGAGUUUUCAUCAAGGUCACCCCACAGAAAGAAGAGGGCGAGGUGACUGUGAGUUUCAAGAUGAAGCACGAGUUCAAAAACCUCACUGCUCCCAUCAGGCCCAACGAGGAUGGUGACCACCCCUCUGAGGUGAUCUGGCUCACCCACCACGUGGAGCUCAGCCUCGGCCCCGUGCUCCCCUAGCGGCUCCCGGCGCUGCUCCCGACGGCUGGAUGGACUGGCACCCUGAGAAAGCGCCUCUGAAAGGUUCUGCAGAGCUCCCCUGUGAUGUGUGGGUGUGCCACGGGCCCGGCCAGCUGCCAGGAGGGGGCUGAGCUGCCGUGGUUUGGGCUGGUUUGUUCUCUCUCCCCUUGUGUAGUGCCCACUAACCACCACUCCACUUCCCCUCACUGCCCCAGGCUAGAGUAACUUGCAGCACGUCUUAGAGCACAGAAAAAGAUCUCCCUCCAGGUUUGCACUGAAUUGUGCUUUAUCAACAGAGGAUUAGGGCUGAAUUUGGAUUUAUCAGCAGAAAAGUAGCCAUUCUGUUUUUUUUUCUCAGCCCACAAACCUGAUGUUACAUACCUAAUAAUGAACAACUUCUCUUUCACACAGAGCAAUGCCCUACCCAAACAAACAUUUUAAAGAGUGUCCCUGCCUUCUGCAUUCUGGCAAGUUACUGCCAGCAGCAUGAUCUUUUAGUUUGGUUUUCUGCUCCCUCAUAGGAUACCUCAACUGUGGGGGCUGGGCCAUAGAGCCCUACCCCUCUGGCAUAUGUAGCUUGCUUAGCUGAGGUGGCAGAUGUUUUUUCACAAAGGAGUUGAUCAGUUUGCCUUUAAACUUUAAACAUAGUGUACUGUAGUGUUCAUGGAUCUGACUGGCAACCAAGCCUGCUGCAUCUCAGCUGGGUGUGGCAGCAGGAUGUGCUCCAGGCUGGGAAUUCAGGUGCUGCUGCAGCUCUCAGAAUGCUCUGGAGAGGCAGGGAUGCUCCAGAGAGGCUCCCUGGCAGACCUCAGCUCAGUAAAUGUUGUGUUGCUAGGGGUUGUAGCAAUGAGGGUAUGAAACCUGGAGAGUUAAGAUUAGUUCUGGUAAUUAUAAAGCUACAGUGGUGAUUUGGGUUUGUAAUCUUUGUUUUUCCAGUUAG